AUGCCAUCAACUUUUGCGGAAUUUGCUGUUUUAUCUGUCUCCACAUGUAAUUCUUCCAGUGGAUAAUAGUGGGACUGGCACGUGGCAAAAGUUCAUCCACUGCUGACAAUUCUAUUGUGUAUCUCAGUUCAAAAAUCAAACAUCAUCAAGCUUCUCUUUGGGAAUCUAUGGCUUCUGCUCUGCUUUCUCCAGCUGCAAGUGUUCAUUCUAAGUCUCUUUCUCUCUCCUCCACUAAACCCAUCAACCAAACCCAUUUCUUUUCCUAUAUUAACCGUCCCAAAAGAAUCAAUGUUAAGUGCAAUGCAUUUCCAGAGAGUAUAAUAGAAGGCGUGACAGAUAAUGCGGCUUCUCUACCGAUAAUUGGUUCUGGUUUUGUAGAAAUACAGAAGAUUGCUGAUACUUUGCCGGAGUCUGAGAAGUGGGGAAUCGCGGUGUUUGCUGGUUUGGCUUGGAUAUACUUGACUGCAAGGCCUGGAGUGCUUAUUGGAGCAAUUGAUGCAUACAUUUUAGCUCCUUUGCAACUGGGUUUUGAUACCUUGAUAGGCAGAAGGAGAUUAAAGAGGUCUGAUUUUUUAAUUACUGAUAAGAUAGGUGAGGGUUCCUUUGGUGUGGUUUAUUCUGGGGUGGUUGUGCCGAAAAGCGUAAAUGUGGAAGUAAAUCUGCCCAAGAGGAGCAUGGCAAAGAUGAUUGAAUCUGACAAGAGAUUCAAGGAAAAGGUUAUACUAAAGCAGGUAAAGAUUGGAGUUGAAGGAGCUAAAGAAUGCGGUGAUUUUGAGGAGUGGUUUAAUUACAGGCUAUCAAGAGCUGCUCCAGAUAGCUGUGCAGAAUUUCUUGGAAGCUUUAUAUCUGACAAAACAAAUUCACAGUAUACAAAAGGUGGAAAGUGUCUUGUUUGGAAAUUUGAGGGAGAUCAAGACCUUGCGGAUUACAUGAAAGACCGUAGCUUUCCUUUAAAUUUAGAGAACAUCAUGUUUGGUCGGGUGUUGGAAGGUGUGGACUCUCUUGAGCGCAAUGCAUUGAUCAUCAAGCAAAUAAUGAGACAGAUAAUCACUUCUUUAAAGAAAAUACAUGACACUGGUAUUGUUCAUCGGGAUGUUAAACCAGCAAACUUAGUGGUGACCAAGAAAGGACAGAUCAAGCUAAUAGAUUUUGGGGCUGCAGCUGAUCUUCGAAUAGGGAAGAACUAUGUUCCAGAUCGUGGUUUGCUGGACCCUGACUACUGCCCUCCUGAACUGUAUGUACUCCCAGAGGAAACCCCAAGGCCGCCUCCAGAGCCUAUUGCUGCAUUACUCUCUCCUUUCCUAUGGCAGUUCAAUAGCCCUGAUCUAUUUGACAUGUAUUCAGCUGGGAUAGUUCUACUUCAAAUGUCUGUACCAAGUCUGAGGUCCACAGCAAGCUUGAAAAAUUUCAACUUGGAAUUAAGGUCUCAAGGAUAUGAUUUAAACCGGUGGAGGGAACGCACUCGGACAAGGCCUGACCUGAGGAUUUUAGACAUGGAUAAGGGAAGAGGGUGGGAUCUUGUGACGAGGCUCAUCUCAGAGGGUGGGUCCCUUAGAAGAGGUCGUUUAUCAGCUUCUGCUGCUCUUAGACAUCCUUAUUUCUUGCUUGGUGGUGAUCAAGCAGCUGCAGUUCUCUCUAAACUGAGCUUCACCAGAUAGUAAUCCUUCAGUUUUCUCAAAGCUCCUCUCAUUUUUGUAAGUACCAUCAUCAGCAAUAUCAUCCUACCUAUUUCAUUUCAAGGUAUUCCAAUAUAAAUAGCACAAAUAACCAAUAGAGUUUUUGUUGAGAGUUUACCUACACUCGUUUGACAGAUAACCCUUCCUGAGUCUGUUUUCUGGUCUUCAGUUUUGGAGAACAUUAAAUAACUUGUUAUAUCUUUCAUGUGUUUACAAACAAGGCAGUUGAAGAUAGGUUGGGUGAUCGUGCAUAUGGAUGAUCGAUUGUCCGACAUAAACAAGUAAAUACAACAAGAUAAAUGCAUAGCUUUGAGGUAGGAGUGUGCAUUGGUGUAAUUCUACAAAGCCUCAUUUAAGUAGAAAUGAUUUUCUCUUUCCCUCUUUGGGCAUAAUCAUCAUAUAGUUUUUGAUUCUCAAGGAAAAUCAAAUGAGCUCUGUAUGUAUGUAUAUGUACUCAAGCAAGUCUUUUCCUUGCUAAAUUUUGACUAUUAGAUGAUCAUGUACCUAAUGUUUAUUGUCU
Messenger RNA from Spinacia oleracea (spinach), 2196 nucleotides. Its product is annotated as serine/threonine-protein kinase STN8, chloroplastic. Gene Ontology annotation, biological process: protein phosphorylation. NCBI's taxonomy places the organism in Eukaryota, Viridiplantae, Streptophyta, Magnoliopsida, Caryophyllales, Amaranthaceae. Bases 168 to 1658 code for a protein of 496 amino acids. Gene Ontology annotation, molecular function: protein kinase activity; ATP binding. The record is from RefSeq and is a predicted model, not a curated record. The transcript has 4 exons.